This is a messenger RNA of Petromyzon marinus (sea lamprey), 4185 nucleotides long. Its product is annotated as lysosome-associated membrane glycoprotein 1-like. The record is from RefSeq and is a predicted model, not a curated record. Gene Ontology annotation, cellular component: plasma membrane; lysosomal membrane; late endosome membrane. Gene Ontology annotation, biological process: establishment of protein localization to organelle. Lineage: Eukaryota; Metazoa; Chordata; Hyperoartia; Petromyzontiformes; Petromyzontidae.
UUCCUCCCGCGUUCACGACGACUAUGAUGGUGAUGCUGAUUGUGAUGAUGGACUGGUGUUGGACCCUGACCGAUUAUUACCGGGCAGCUGUAAUUGAGGCCUGCUGUGGGUAAUCUGCGCGCGUGUAAUUGUUGUAUUUUUUAUGUCGGCCUCGUAUAAUAAUGUCUUUGAUCAUUCCACUGCUGGAUGACGGCCUCCAUCCCACGCCGUCACGGCGAGUCGGGGGGGGGGGACUUGUAAGCGGGGAACUGCAGAACCGAUUCGGGUUACUCGUCAACUGAUGUGAACCGUGGUCAAGAAUCGAACCUAGGAAGCUGGGGUUACAGCGCAGCGCGUUAACCACAGUUCCACUUAUUUACGGCAGUGGAUUUCGCACUGUGCUAGGAACCAAGCCACCUGAGUUCGAUUCCUGUGCACGGCUAACGUACGCGGCGAGUGAUGCCUGAACCGCUCAUUGAGCCGUGCACCCCCCCCCCCCCCCAUUCAACCCAGGCAGACUAACGCGGGUGAAGUAUGGCCAGGCAGCCUCCGUUGACUUAUCGGAACGGCGUGACGAGGCCUGCCGCAAUGGAUUGACUUCAGGGAUGUAAAUUUAGUCCGGCUGAUUUAAUCACGCGUGUAGUCAAUGUGUGUACACACGGGAGUAUACAGAUGCCCUAUUUUAAACACCGUGUGAAUUAAUCACCGAGUCUCAAGGCUCCCCUUCUCACGAAGAUCCUGCUACAUUGGGAUGUUUGGCCGAUUUCCAAUUUUUUUAAGUCAGUUUUUACUUCGCGUGGAAGGAAACUGGGAGUAACCCGGUGAAAAUCCACCGCGCUCGGCAGGGAAUAACGUCUAGAGCUCCGUACAGAUGGAUUAAAUCCGUUUUCGGUGCACACCUCUCCUUGAUCUACCAACCCUUUCAUCCAUAGCGCUAAACCGCAGGCGUAGAUCGCCAUCACGCCUGGCCCUGUGAUCACGAUUUAAUACCGAUUGUGAUCAUGAUACAAUGAAUGAUUGUGAUGGUGAUCUUAUGACGAGCAUUAUUAUAAGCAAGAUCUGGAAGUGGGAGAUAGGUGAUGUCCUUGACGCCAAGAAAAUUGCAGAGUGACAUGUGCAACGAUGUGAAACUUCCUGCCUCUAAUUCAGCUACACGUGCAGCCCUCUUUUAUAAAUCCCCCGCUGGAUGAUAGCCUCCCCAUGCUGGGUCGCGGAGGUAUCUAUACAACACUGAUUCUCUAUACAAGUUAAUUGGUGUCUAAUGAACAAUUGAGUAAUUUAGUCAUUGGUGGUUAUGCUUCCUAUGGUAGAUGUGGAGCAACAUUAAAUGUUUUGAUGAGGUGGUCGAGCCAGAUGAUUGUGUCAAGAGUAGCGGAGUGGAGCAUCCCUCGCAAGACCCUCUUCCACCCUGGUGACCAGGUCGAGACCAGCUCCCUAAACUUGAGAACCCAGUUGGGCGGCUGAAACCUUGGCUCAAACCCAGGUUCUCGGCUACAUCAGGGUCCCAUGAUCCGCUCUGGUACCCCACAGGCUCGAGGAACUGAAACACCGGGGUGCGGGGAAGGUGAGACGCGCGAUCCUUCAUCGUCCGAGACCCCGAGGAUGGAAGCAUCUGCAUCAUUGCCAACGUGUCAGCGACAUUCCAGGUCCAGUACGAGCUCGAGGACGGCUCGAUGGGAAUGGCGACCUUCGACCUCCCGCUGAACGCGUCCACGGUGGGCACCGAGUGCGGCGGUGGUGGCCGCGACGUGGACCUGAUGCUGAGCUUCAGCAAGUGGCGGCACACGCUCUCCGUCGUCAUGAACCACAACAGCAUUUCCUUCCGCGGCGACGCGUGGCACUUCAUGUACAACCUCGGCGACCCAGAAAUCUUCCCCAGCGCCAGGGACAAAGAUAUCAAGGUGGUCUUGUUCGAGAGCGACAUCGCGGCUCCGCUCAACACGGCGUUCACUUGCUGGGCCAAGCAGUCGGCCACCUCCAAGCAUGCCUCCGUCAUGCUGUGGAACCUGCGCAUACAGCCCUACGUGGUCGACGAUGAAAUUAGCAACGUGGCGACUCACUGUAAGGGGGACUUUCCGCUCACGACCCCCUCGACUUCUACCACUGCGACCCCGAGCCCUGCGACCCCAAGCCCUGCAACCCCAAGUCCCGGCCCCGCGAACCCGAGCCCAAGCCCCACGGGCCCUCCGCCGGCCGUCCCCGUCGGCUCCUACAACAUCAGCGUGGGCAACCACAGCUGCCUGCUGGCGCAGAUGGCGCUGGAGGUGGUGCUGGUGUACAGCACGGUGCGCAAUGAGACGCGGCGCGGCGUUCUCCACGUGAACCCCAACGCGACGCGUGCCACGGGUUCAUGCGGCGACGCCACGGCCAGCCUCUCGCUCUCCUUCAGCCAGGGCGCCGUGUUCCUCGGCUUCAGCGCGAACAAAUCCACGGACAAGUUCUACCUCACGUCGGUGAACGUGACGCUGCUUGACGCGUUCCCGGACGCACCGUGGCUGGAGCUGGCGGGGCGCAACGGGAGUCUGGCGAUGUUCGCGGCGCCGCUCGGCCGCUCCUACAGCUGUGCGAGCCAGCAGACGGUGGUGGUGACGCCCGCGCUGGAGCUGCUCGUCUCCCACCUGCACCUGCAGCCCUUCCACGUGACGAAGGGACGCUACGACAUGGCCGUGAGCUGCCCCCAGGACUCUCUGCUGGGCUUCGUGCUGCCCCUCGUGGUUGGCGCCGGGCUGAUAGUCCUCGUCUUCAUCUCCGUGCUCGCGUACGGCAUCGGCCGGAAGAAGAGCCGCACCACCUACGAUGAGAUCUGAGGCUGCUCGGCGAUUUCGGCGGGGACAAAGACGUGUUCUGGUAGUUGUUUUUUGGGUCCCUGCCGAUUUUUGCUGCCGCACAGUCCUAGCAAGGGAGUCGUUACCAACUCGAUGACUGACCCUACGGUGUGUUUACGUGGUUGUGCUGUAUAAUCUCUGCACGUGUUUCGGGUUGCACCGUGCGGUGUUCCGCAUAUCUGACGUUUCGCUCCCCCGCCCCUCCUGCGCGGUGGGCGCUUAAAUUAUUUUAAAAAUUCCGAGGAAGCUGUCUCAGUCCGGUGGAACAUAAUUUCGGCCAUCGUGCCAAGCCACACGCGGUGCGACCCACAAAGGCCCGGAGGAGGAUUAUUUUGCACGCUUCUGUAAAGUCCGAAAAGGAGCCGUCGUCAGGUUGAUGGGCACGAUGCCUCCGUGCGUGCGCUGCCUUGUCGACGUUUCUGCUUCACGGCACUGGCAUAGCUAUUGAGAGGUGCAGGCGGUGCAACUGCACUGGGACCCACUGGCUGGGCUAUGACCAGGGGAGGGGGCGGGGAUUGGACUGCCCCCCCCCCCUCAUUUCAGUCUUCACUUAAACAUUUUGUCAGAGGUCAUCUUCUUGUUUGACUUUGUUCCAAAAAAAACGCAAAAACGUUCCGUCGCUCGCGUGAAACGCGGUGCCACCAAAGCGUGGUUAUUUACCCCGCUGCGAUGCAGGUGGGGGUAGCCGUAAAUGUGCACAUUUCUCUCGUGCUAUCUCGCUCUCUGCGCGCACAGCGCUUCGUUAUUUUCAGCGCCGGUUUUGUUCCCCGUCGUGCGAAGUGAAUGGGUUUUCUCGGAGCGCUGGCUUUGCUCUCGCCAAGCCACGGAAAUUAUGACCCGCUGGCUGCAUUAACAUUGCGGCUCGCGGUGAAGCGCUUUCAGAACCAGUUAAUUGGGUGAAUUAUUUAACGUGAGCUAAAAGUAAGCCGUUUGUUCCGCAAUAAAUAGCGGCGGUGCAAAUGCACCACCCGACGAAGGCUGCUAUAAUGAGCCCCAUUGCUGUAUAAUAAUCACCUGCUUGCACUCCAGCCGUCAUUAUACCGUUUGCAUUCAGUGCUAUUAGCGAAAGGUGGUGAUUUGCCCCCCCAUAUGUAUUUUAUUGAAAGGGAGCUUGGGCAUAAAUGGUGGUGGUUGGUGGUGACUGCCCUGUUUUACGUGGAAAAGCACAGCGCGUCGACCCCCAGGUUGGGAGCAGCGAUUUGCCUUCGUGUAAAUGACGCUUUGCGAGAUUUAAUUGUUUCCAAUUCCAUGUACACAACCGGUAUUUAUAUAAUAUAUACAACACCAGGAGGUUUGCCUCGCUCUCGCAAUCGUCACUUCCAUUUGAAUGAGCUCAUGAAUCGCGUGUGUGUAAAUAAAGGACAUUGCGAAUUUGGUGGUG